This is a messenger RNA of Xenopus laevis (African clawed frog), 2790 nucleotides long. It is a transcript of the gene muc13.L, whose product is annotated as mucin-13-like. The record is from RefSeq and is a predicted model, not a curated record. Lineage: Eukaryota; Metazoa; Chordata; Amphibia; Anura; Pipidae. The transcript is spliced from 12 exons. The coding region runs from base 45 to 1580 and encodes 511 amino acids.
GACUUUCCCAUUUGUAGAGAGGUAACACAGCAGGGAUCAUCGCCAUGAGGACUUACUUGCUGAUCAGUGCAUUGGUCGGGCUAUUCCUGACCACCAUGGGCCAAACUGUAUCGCAACCAAGUACUGCUGCCACAGAAACGUCAGCUGGGAGUCAAUCAAGUACCACAGAAACAAUUACCACAACCAGUGCACCAAACGGAAGUCAGUCAAGUACCAGUGAAACAAGUAGCACAACCAGUGCACCAAACGGAAGUCAGUCAAGUACCAGUGAAAUAAAUACUGCAACAAGUGUCAGUCAGUCAAGUACCAGUGAAAUAAGUACUGCAACAAGUGUCAGUCAGUCAAGUACCAUCAAAACAAGUGUUUCAGUUACAAGUGUGACUGGGUCAAGUGUCAGUGAAACACCGGAAUCAAAACCAACUGUAACAGGCAUAACUGAAGGAGGAAGUAAUCAAUCUACCACAGCUAAGCCUGAGAUCACUACAUCCACAGCUGCACCCACAACCACAGUUCCAGUUAAGCAGUUUUGCAAUGCAACGAGUUGUGGGGAUUCCUUUGCUACCUGCAUCCAGCUCUUUGAAUCUUACAUAUGCCAGUGUCCUCUGAAUUAUUACUUCGAGAAAACUAACUUAUCCUGCACCACUGGAGAAAGUUUCUAUGGGAGGCUUGAACUUAAGAACAGAACUUUUAAUCCACUAAAGGAAUCAAUAGAAUACACUGAUAUUUAUAAUGAAGUAGUGAAAUUUUUUAAGGGCUGCUUUGAAAAUAAUGAUGAUUAUUUCGGCACCAUCAUAGCAGACAUCAGUGCAAAGCCCUCAAAAGUCCAGACAAGAAACACCAAAUCUGGACAGUUAGUGGAAGUGAGAUGUGCCAAUGUGUUUCAGCCUGGCAAAGUAAGCGCAGACGAGGUGGUGAAGGAAAUAAUUAAAUAUAAUGAAAAUGCAAGUUUUGGAGAAUAUAAGUCAUCAGAUAUCUGCGAUGGGCAUUAUUGUGACAUUCUUACAACAAAUUGCAUCAACAAAACAAAUACCAACCCAGUGUGUACCUGCAAAGAUGGCUACUACCCUUCCACUUCACAGCUGACAAUAACAUCUUGCAGAGGCUGUGACCCCAAAUGUGGAAAUGAUCCUGGAGAGCAAUGUAUACGGUCAGACCUCACAAAACCUCCAUACUGUGGUUGCCUUCCAGGUUAUAAGAAAAAGUCUGAUAUUUGUGAAAAAUGCCAGUUUGGUUACUCAGGGGCGGAAUGUGCAGACAAUUUCCUGCUGAUCUUGGUAAUCGUUGGAUCUGUUGCAGGAGCUGUAGUUAUCGCUUUGCUUGGAACAGUUAUUGGCCUGUCUGUGAGGUCCAGCAGGAGGAAGCGUGAUAAUGAAAUGACACAAUUAAUUACUAAGGACACCAUGGAGAGUCCGAUGGCUGGGAAUCUUUUCCCCAAAGUCCAGGCCAAAACAGACCUGGGAUAUGUGAACAGAGGUUCCAGUCCAUAUGACACAACUGAUGAAUACCCAAGGCCAACUCCUAAACGAGACUACGACGACGAUCCCUGGUAUGAAAUGUCCAGUAGGGAGAGACGGUACUGAGACCUGUGCAGGUUGGACUUAAUGAGAAAUCUUGGUUUUCUUUUAUCCCAGUCCCCUCUGCAGGUCUGGGCUGGGAUUCAAAAUAGGCCCUGGCAUUUCAAGUACACAGAGGCACAAAAAGCCCCCACCAGCCCAGUAAAUAGUGACUGUCUAUGGCAUCUUCCAGCAGCCCCUUUGGUAUUUGCCAAACCCCUCCUCCUCCUCUAUAGUUCAUGGGAUAUGCCCAAUGGGAGCACUGCUUAGUAGACAUAGCCAUGCACUUAAAGGGAACAAAUACAAAAGUGACAUUCCUACUAUCAUGCUGGAGCUUCACUCCCCAGACCUGCACUUCUGGAAAAUCAAGAGGCACCAUUAAUAUUCUUUCUGUAUGAAACCUACUUAUUUUUAUAACUAAUUUAUUUUUUAUGCCAAUAAUAAAACUCUGAAUAAUCUGUGAGGAAAUGCUGUGACAUGUCUAGCACAAUAAAUAUAUCAUGUAAGUGCUCUCUGUAUCUAGUACCCGGGGACUGCCUCUGGGGUCUUUUAAAAUCAAGUGUGACAUCUGAUAUUAAAAUGUAACCAAAAAUUUAAAUUUUGAAAAUAUAAUAUUUUUAUUUCUCCAUGCUGAUUGCUGCACCUUGUCUUCCUACUCUGAGCCAUUUUAAAGGGUAACUGUUAUUCAAAUAAAAAAUAUCACAAAAUGUUUGCAGCUGUUUAAUGAUUUUGUAGUGACUGUCCUGCUACAAACAGUUCAGUCGUGCUCCACUCCUGGAAUGUUAUCAGGAACAGUUGGUUGCACCAAGAAACUGUCUGCCAUUAAUGUAAUAUCUGGAAAAAAUGUCUACUGUGUGACAGAUUGAUUAAAUAUAUUUUUAUAUUUAUUGCAUCUCCUAUGUAUAUGUAUUUCUCAGGGAACUUACUGUGAUUCUUUGGCUGAGAGUUCUAGAGAGGACAGAGAGCUAAUAGCUUUACAUAGAACUUAUAAUGGGGACAAGAGAGCAAAUAAUGUCCUAUUGCUUUAGCCCUAUGUCUCCUCUGUGAGGCAAAUUAGUUGUAUAUUUGUGAUACACCCCCCCAAGGGAUGGACUCUUCCUCCUCUCCAUUUUUAAGUCUGUCAGUGGCUGAAUGACUAUCGCCUGCUUCUCUGUACAAUUACUGUGUAUCAUUGAUGCCUAAGGGAUAUAUCAAUUUUUAUUUUUUACAAAAUAAAGAAAAAAUAUAUUUCUGAAUA